AAGAUAGAUUUAUGAAGAAGGGAAGGGCAGUAGCAGUAGAACUCAAGAAACUUGAAAACCCCUUCCUCUAUAUAUCCUUUCCCUCUUUCUUUUCUCAACACACCACACGCUGCCAAUUUUUAUCUUGCGCCGCGCCGAUCUAUUCAGAAAAAUUGAAAUCCUGAUACCGCAGGGUUGUGGAAGCUAGAUACUGAUUAGAUCGUUCAUUUGGAGAAAGAGAAAACCCACAGUACUAAUUUCUAUUAGGGAUUUGAUUUAAUUCAAUACGAUUUGAUGGUGAUUUAAUUAACCGAAGAGGUUGCCUUGGUGUGUGGGGGAAGAGAGAGAGAGAGAGAGAGAUCGGAAAAUAUGUCGUCAUCAUCAAACUCGCCGUGCGCGGCGUGCAAGUGUCUGCGGCGAAAGUGUACCCAAGAGUGCGUGUUCGCGCCGUAUUUUCCUCCGGACAACCCUCAGAGGUUCGCUUACGUGCACAAGGUUUUCGGCGCCAGCAACGUGGCAAAGCUGCUCAACGAACUCAGCGCAGCUCAGCGAGACGACGCCGUUAAGUCCCUGGCUUACGAGGCUGAAGCGCGUCUCAGAGACCCUGUUUACGGUUGCGUGGGCCUCAUCUCCGUCCUUCAACACAAGCUCAGGCAGAUCCAAGUGGAACUCAACAAUGCCAAAAAGGAACUCGCUACUUAUAUUGGUCCUCAAGCUAUGCAGGGCAUGCACGCCCCCAUUCUCCAACACCACCCCAACAACCCCUUUUCCUCCACCAUUUAUGGCAACAUGCCGGCGGUGGCGGCCGCCGCACACGGCAGCCAGUUAAUGAUUCGGGACGCUCAGCCACAGCAGCAUCAGAUCUUGGAGGCUCAGCAGUUGGCUGCGGCUGUGGUAGCGAGAGAGCAGCAAGAGAUGUUUAGGAGUUAUGAGAAUCAACAGCAACAGGAGUUUCUGCGGUUCAGUUGUGGGUUCGAAGUUGGUUCGGUUUCUUCUGGUGGUGGGUUCAGCCAGGUGUCCCCAGGUGCUGCUUCAGCUGAUCAGUUGUCUCCCUCGUUGGCUUUGGGAUCCUUUGACAGUGCUUACCACAUGCAGCAACCACAGCAAGGAGAACCUCAUCCUCAUCCUCACCCUCUUCCACUUGAGGCACAGCUAUUGCUCCCUCCGCAGCAGAAGCAAGAGUCACAACUUCCCCUUCACCAGCAACAGCCCGAAAACGAGGAGUGUAGGAGUGUUGGUCCAUCUUGUUGAUUUCCAAUUUUGCAGCUCUUGUGCCUAUAUGCUUUUUUCUGAAACAAUUUUCAGCCUAGUUUUUACCUGCCGGAUAGAAAUGGAUAGAAAGAGAGAGACGCGUGAAGCAUACAUGCGAGAUUCAUUAAUCCGCAUCGGUUUGCUUGGCUUUGAAGAGACUAACAACGUAGACACGAUUGGAAAAGAGUAAUUAAGAUCUUCGCUGAUCUUGGAUAUCUUUUUUUUUUUUUUUUCUCUUCUUAAAUUCAAUUUAAAGCAGUUGCCAUGUUUUAUCUCUCUUCUUUUUGUCAAAACAAAAAUUGUAAAUCAGAAUUCAGAGAGCUUUCAAAAGCUUUAAUUACU
Molecule: messenger RNA, 1572 nt
Organism: Abrus precatorius (Indian licorice)
Lineage: Eukaryota; Viridiplantae; Streptophyta; Magnoliopsida; Fabales; Fabaceae
Product: LOB domain-containing protein 36-like
Exons: 3
Coding region: 349-1230 (293 amino acids)
Source: RefSeq, a predicted model, not a curated record